AUAUCUUAAAGAUGACAUGUACGAGUAUUAUCCGAUUGGAAACACGAGAUCUAUGGAUGUUACCCAUGGAUGCCAGGUGGCCGAGGAGUGUAACAUUUUGCUGCUUGGAUGUGGCGACAUCAGGCACGUCCUUCACACCAUGCACGUACUACACGAAGAUGGCACGACAAAGGCAAAGAACCAGACAAUAAACUUUCACAUCAAUGACAUCGAAGACGGAAUCUUGGGGCGGGAUUUAAUCUUACUCUACCUUGCUAGAACCAUUAAUCCAUUAGAUACUGACGAACUGAAGACUCUAUGGGCAGUUUGGUACGACGUGGUACUAUCAAAGGCACACCUACAGAACCUGAAAGAGGUGAUGGAAGAAUUAUCAGAUCUCAAAUCAGGCACGAAUGGUAUCUAUUUUGGAAAUGGAAAGACAGAACUGAAAAUCAAACAAGCUCUCCAGUCUUGGUUGGAAUUUGAAAUUUCAGGCAGACAGACGAUCGGUAAACGGACCAAUUUUCUUAAAGCGAUGUACGGUGAUCUCUUUCCUGAAACAUCAGUGCAGAGAGUUUCCUCAAGGCUCGUCGCCCAGAGCAACCGAUCGGAUUACACAGAACGUUUGAAAGACAGAUACCAACAAGAAGUUCAUGAAUACAUCACAAGUGGCGUUUCCAGUGCUUGUUCAACAGCAAUGACCUCUGAAAGAAUACUGGAUAUAUUCCAUGGCAACGUAACAUUUUUCAGACCAGGAAGUGAUGAGUGGAAAGUAGAGGACAACAGCUGUCCUUUUAUGUGCUAUGACGUGGAACUACAGCUGGACAGAUACAAUGGUGGAGAUACCACAAUGUGCACUUUAUUUCUUGAAAUAUUGAGGAAAUGGGUGAUGAGCUACCAAGCUACAAUAAAAUCCGGAUGUACUACAAGGUUCUAUCUGUGGCUGGGGGAUGCAGUAGAGGUUUGUGAAGCAGACCUCCCAAACAAUCUCCUAUUUGACUUCAUCGACACAUCGAACAUUGCGGAUAGAGUUGGCCUGAUUCCGUUACUGAUCCGUUGCCAAGAGAGACUCCAAAAGCCAAAUGGGGUUCUGAGGACGGAGACCUUCCAUUGGAACCAAGGCACAGCUUUUUGGUUGGAAUCGUUUCUGCGUCAGUGUUUGGAUAUUCCUCAGUUGAUGUAUCCAACUUUGUUUGGUCUCCAUCUUGCUGAAGAGCUCACGCUUGGUCACGAGAAUAUUCUUGAAGACGGAUCAUUUGUUGGAGUAUCAAAGUUAGCCUUAAGAUGGAAGGCAUCUAGGGAACAGGAGAUAUUGACAUUGUCUGCAGAUGGAGGGGAUGCCCUGUCCAAAUGUGUUGCGCAACUCAAAAAUAGAAUUGAAGUGCUGGACGUCCGCGAUACUUGUGGCUACAACACAACUAACAUAGACAGUAAAUCAAAGGAGAGGCUGAUGCACAGACUCAGGAAGAUCACCACCGAUGAAGCACCUGCAGAUUCAGACAUUUCUUCAGGAAACACGUUUACUGUAAUAGAGGAGAUCGAUGAUUACCAGGUGAGGAUUGAAAUUGAUCCUGAAUUCCUGAAAGAUGGAAUCUUCACAACUGACAUGGACAGAGGAGAUCCAUACCUUGUGGUGCUGAAGAGCAGUCGUAAUGGGUCUACAGGCUUUAGUAAGACUCUUCGAUUUGCAUGCGGUAUCAACAUCAAGUCCAGCAACAUCAAACUAUCCAGGAAGAGAGGCACUAUUGAAGCUCACUUCAAAAAGGAUCCCAGUUUCACUCAAGGAAACCGACUUUUACCCUGGAAGAAACUUAGUCCAGGUUUCACUGUGAAACUUCCCGACUUUCCACGGUCACAGUUUGGAGAGACCACAAUUAGAUCUUAUGUUCAGUGCAUGCAUCUUGGGCCUGUACCGGAUUUGAAGACUGCAACACCAUUGCAACAGUUCCAGACCAUAGUAUCAUACCUGAUGAAAACUGCUCCAUUUUCAUUUGGCGUACCAACAAUCGUGUCCAUCAGAGUUCCAAGUCAAGCAGAUCCUUCUAACAGAGUCGACAACAGAUUUUAUCUGGAGGGUCUGAAGAUAUAUGAGAAUAAACCAACGAUGUUUUUGACUUUCAUAGAUGUGGACAAAAUGUCGCAACUCCUAACGAAAGGCAAAAUCAACCAAGAAGAAAUCUCACGCUUUCUUCCUUUGCUCAUGGAGAAUGUGGAACUGGAUUCACAGUCUUCCAAAUAUUUGGCUCCGGGGUUUUCAAUGCUGAUGCAAAUUCUGGAACUGAACUCUUAUCGGAGAGCCCAAGACUACUGCCAGGAACCAGACAAGAGAUGGAUGAUGAGAACAUACUUGAGAGCAAGAUACCCGUACAUAGAUUAUGAGACAUACAGUAUGCAUCUGUCGGGGAUUACAAAAGAGGAUAUCACGAAAAUAUAUACAUCGGUGAUGGAGACCCUUCUUGGAAAACAUGUCUCCUCAAGGGACCAGGAUCUGACAUCCCAAACCUCAAGGCAGUCCGUCCAUUCUUGUGACAGUUGUAGCAGGACAUCAGCAGAGUGCAAGAAAUGCACGGGUUGUCACCUUGUGUUCUACUGUGACCGGGCAUGUCAGAGGAAGGCGUGGCCUGUGCACAAACAUAUCUGCAGGCGUACAUAAAGUCAUUGUGACUAAUAUCGAACGACCUAUAAACCCAGGGGCGGAUACAGCUUUUUGAAAAAGGGAUGGUGGGGUUGGUGCACAGUUCUUUUUCACCCGUUUUCAACAGUGAUUUAAUAAACUUUCAGGACAAAAUGGGGCAUCCGUGAAUGUUCGAAUGUAUUAUUUUUACUACGCUUUUCAAUUUGUGUCUUAUUGCAACCAACCAGUAGACAGCUGUAUAACUGGGAUUUGUCCAGGUAAAUGAAAUGUUUGCAUAAUGUAAAUAUAGCAUUAUAUGUAAAACUGUGCCAUCAAAAGAAAUAUAUCAUGAAAACAGAGUACACUGAUUCCGAAUAUUUCAUAAACAUGUGUUAAUAAAUCACUGUCAAGAAUACCAGGGGUACUAGAGCUCUAAGAUCAUUGUAACUACCAUAUUUUAACAUGGGGCAUGGUGGGCGAGCUGCCUAAAGCGCCAGACUAUAGCUAGUG
Molecule: messenger RNA, 3103 nt
Organism: Haliotis rubra (blacklip abalone)
Lineage: Eukaryota; Metazoa; Mollusca; Gastropoda; Lepetellida; Haliotidae
Exons: 13
Coding region: 17-2632 (871 amino acids)
Biological process (GO): regulation of transcription by RNA polymerase II
Cellular component (GO): nucleus
Molecular function (GO): DNA-binding transcription factor activity, RNA polymerase II-specific
Source: RefSeq, a predicted model, not a curated record